Paramormyrops kingsleyae is the source of this 2584-nucleotide messenger RNA. RefSeq names its product neuropeptide Y receptor type 6-like. Gene Ontology annotation, cellular component: neuron projection; plasma membrane. Gene Ontology annotation, molecular function: neuropeptide binding; neuropeptide Y receptor activity. Gene Ontology annotation, biological process: G protein-coupled receptor signaling pathway. Lineage: Eukaryota; Metazoa; Chordata; Actinopteri; Osteoglossiformes; Mormyridae. The record is from RefSeq and is a predicted model, not a curated record.
ACUGUGGAUCCUCUUUCUUUGCCAUACAGCUCUCCAUUGGUGUGAACACAUUUCCUGAAACAGGUUGUGAAUAUAUAGGUAGCUAUUAAUGAACAUUUUAGUAAUAAGGAAAUAACUGGUUCAUUUUUCAUCUAUCCCUAACCUGGACAACUGAGUUGCAUAUAGGUGAUUUUUCCUGAUUGCAUGGACAAGUGAACCAUUCAUGAUUGUUAUCAAAGGCGAAAUCGCUGCAACACUGUAGCGUACCCAGCAUAUUGAAAUUCAUCAAGUUGAUCACUCCAGCUACAUCACCAGCUACAUCGCCGUUGUAUAUCGACCAAAUAAGGACAUAGCCAUGGCUAGCCUGAGCUUUUUCACCAAUCAGACUGUCACCAAUAUGACUAUAAAGGGGCCCAGCCAUGCUAACAAAAGUGCCAAUGAGCCCAGUUUUACAGACUAUGACUGCCGGUCCUUCUCGUACGCUUUGCUGAUGCUGGCUGGUGGCUACAUUUUGGUCAUCCUCGUAGGACUCUUCGGAAACAUAUGCCUGAUUCAUAUAAUUCGGUUGAAAAAAGAGACGCACAAUGUCACGAACCUGCUGAUCGCUAACCUGUCCCUCUCAGACGUGGUCAUCUGCACCAUGUGCAUCCCUUUCACGGUGGUAUACACCCUGAUGGACUACUGGAUCUUUGGGGAGACCAUGUGCAGGGUCAGCAACUUCGUGCAGUGCCUCUCCGUCUCCGUGUCCAGCUUCUCCCUGGUUUUAAUUGCCAUCGAGCGAUAUCAGCUCAUCGCCAAGCCUCAAGGUUGGAGACCUAAUAUCUCACAGGCCUACUGGGGAAUCACCUUCAUAUGGUUGGGCUCUGCUACCCUGUCGGCGCCGUUCUUGGUGUUCUAUCAUCUUACAGAUGAGCCGUUCAGGAACAUCUCCCACAGUUUCUACAAGGAUAAGUAUGUCUGCAUAGACAGCUGGCCAUCUGAAUGGAGUCGGCUUGGAUUUACCACCUGCCUGCUCGGGGUGCAGUAUUUCGCGCCGCUCUGCUUCAUCUUCAUUUGCUACGCCAAGGUGUUCGUGUGCCUCCGCCGGCACAGCGGCCUUCGGGAGAGCGAGUCGAGGCUGAGCGAGAGCAAACGAAUCAGCGCUAUCCUGGCCUCCAUCGUGGUGGCCUUUGCGAUCUGCUGGAUGCCGCUCAACAUCUUCAACCUCAUCUUCGACUGGCACCACGAGGCUCUGCUUAGCUGCCACCACAACUUACUCUUCACCUUCUGCCACCUGGUGGCCAUGGUUUCCACCUGCAUCAAUCCGGUCUUCUACGGCUUGCUCAACAAAAACUUCCAGAAGGACCUCAACAAUAUAAUGCGCCAGUGGAAGUGUGACUCAGGCCCAGAGGAGUAUGAAAACAUCAGGAUGUCCCUCAAGCACAAAGAAACUUCUCAAGAGACUGCUGAAGGUCAACACUGAUGACAACCCAGCUUGAUGUCCUAAUUCUCUAAGCAAUAAAACACUUCAAAAGGCAUAAUAACAACAUAAAAACUAAUUCAUUUUCUCCAACAAAAGAAAUCUAAUUAAUCUUUAAAGCCAUUAUCUCGAUAACUAACAUUGGGUUCAUUAUUAUACAUCCUCUUCACUUUGACCAUGCAUUAAAUGGAAUAUGUAAUAUAUGUAAUAUAUUUCUAGAAUGUUCUAAAAAAAUAAAGGUAUAUUGGAAGAGGGACAUAAAUGAAAAAUGAAACAUGUAUAAAACGCUUGAAAGAGUAUGAAUAAGCAGCAAUGACUCAAGAAGACUCUAAUUAAAGGUGAACGUGAACGUAAGAGUCUGUGAGAAUUUACAUUAGACAGGCAGUAGACUGAAAAGUUACAGAAACAUAUUAGUUUGCAAUUGGAUCUAUCCAACUGAUGGUGUGUGUGUGUGUAUAUAUAUAUAUAUAUCUUUCCACACUUCCUGAUUAAAUGCUGAAUUAUACUCCAAUAACAGUGCAUUCUGUCAAGCCAAAACAUACAUGCACAUGCAUUUCUUUAACUUCAGUUAGUGUUUACAGAUGUUUCCUCUUGGUAUUAAUAUACUGCUCUUAUUGUCUUGAUGGCCUAACAAGGACAAAGAAUCAUGUUCUGGGUUCAGCUGUUGUUUAUAAAAACAUACAAAAAUUUAUACCUUGUAAAAAAAACUGAAUGUAUGAACACAUGAAACAUGUCUGAAUUUCACGUUAUGAGCAUUUCUCCAGUGUCUCAAUGUUCAUGUCAUUGUUUAUUGAUAAAUAUGGGGAAAAAUUAUGUGUUUUAAAUAGCUGUUAACUCUGCAUUAACUAAUGUAGAUAUGUCAAAUGAAAAAAUGCAUUUUAUAAGCUAUUACGAAUGGUAAGGUAUUCAUGGUCAUAAUUAAAGUAUUUAAGGUGGAUUCAUCUGUAAGUUUCCAGCAUACAGUAACUAAGUAUUGAUUAAAAUAUAUAUAAAAUGCAGCUAAAUCAUUGUACUUCAUCCUUGUUAUUGCAGUUAAUGCCUUUAAAUAUUAUAUGUACAAGCUGGUACAAUCUAUGCCAAAUCAAACUGUUGUUCUAUGCUUGUAAGGGUUUUAUUCGCUUGUUCAUUGUCGUGCUGUUGUAGUAU